Molecule: messenger RNA, 3231 nt
Organism: Corticium candelabrum
Lineage: Eukaryota; Metazoa; Porifera; Homoscleromorpha; Homosclerophorida; Plakinidae
Product: repetitive organellar protein-like
Exons: 24
Coding region: 16-3063 (1015 amino acids)
Biological process (GO): cilium assembly
Cellular component (GO): centrosome; mitochondrion; intermediate filament cytoskeleton
Molecular function (GO): protein binding
Source: RefSeq, a predicted model, not a curated record
UACUGUGUGCACGAGAUGUCCUUCUUUAGCCGCUUGAAAAAGAAACAGAAUGAAGGAGGAAAAGCCUCAAGUUAUUCGAAGACAGAGAAAUCAUUCGAGACUUUGACUGGGACAGCCAUUGAAGGAGAAGGAGCUUAUAUGACUAGUUCUACUGACCAGGAAUCUGGACUGUCUGGUGUAUCUCUAUUUAGUGGACUGAGGAUUAUGCCUUCCUCUGAGACGGCCACUGCAGUUGAAUCUCCAAGUAGUUCUAUUUCAAACCAACAUGGUGCUGUAGAGGAUGAAGUAUCAACUGUUGGAGAAUCACAAUUUUCAUUUAUCAGCCAGUCAAGUGAACAUUCUAGCUACGAAGUUGAGAUGACAAGCAAGAGAGAUGGUGUUGAUGUAUUGGCAGAGCAAGCAGCAAUUGAAUCUGGUAGUACUUCAAGAGAUGUUAGCAGUGCAGACAGGGUCAUCAGCCAUGUUGCUGAAUUUGAGGCAGCACAGGUAGAGGUUGGCAUAAAGACUGAUGACAGUGAUAUCAAAGGACAUUCCAGUCCUGGUCAAACUGGUCGAAGAAGAAAGAAGAAACUACGUGCCAAACGGCCAGGACAGCUAAAGGAGAAUGAAGAGCAGUCAGAGACAAGGUCACAAGAAGAAGAGAAGACUGAAACACUAGUUGUUGUUGACGAAGAUCAUAAUGAGAGAAUAAUGCACGUGACUAAUGAAGGCAUGGAAAGAGACAGAAAUUGUGAUGUGGGAGAUGCAGAGCUUGGUGCAGGGUCCACAAAACCAUUUCUUUCUAGUGUUUCUGUGAACAAUGAUUGUGACAAACCGACUUCCUUGUCAGUUGAAGUGGGAGAGAAUGAGGCUUCUUUGGUUGGUCCGGGUAAAGCCAUGCAGGAAACUGACAGCACUGCAUCAAUACAUUCAGAGAGUGAAGGAGAUAAACCAUGCAGUCAGCUCGACAGUCAGACGGUUGAGAAAUCAAGUGAGUCCGUGGCUGUAUUAAAGACAGAAGACACUGAUAGGAUGUCAAGUCAUGUACUGGAAGUACCUCUCAAUAACUCAUUAUGUAAUGUGGGUAAAGAUGCUGGCACUGAUGAAGCAGCGAGUGCAGUUAAUGUCGAGGAAGAAACCUUAACUAAGACCGAACAUGAUGAUAAUGAUGUUGCUCAUGAUGGAGAGAAGCAGUCAUCUUGUUAUGUUAUCGAGCUGAGCAUCAGUGAGAAGUUGGCUCUUGCUAUACAAAUGACUAAAUCUCAGCUGGAAGACAUCAGGCAACAAUGGAACAGUGUGUAUAAUGAUCAGAGAGACAAAGUGAUGAAUGCCAGGCAGAGACAUCAACUGAAACUGGAGGUAUGUCAACAAAUUCAUGAUGUUUGUCAGCAGCAAACUGUAGCUGUAUUGGAAGAAAACUAUGAAAAAGCUGACGAGCUUAACAGUCAAAUGGACAGCUUGACUGCACAAUUGAGUAGCCUUUCUAAUGAACCAUUUGGUCACUUGGAUGAGAUGCAUGACCAUUUUGCUACUCUUUGUGAAUGUGAGAUGAGUUUGAGAAAAGACCUGAUUAACAAAUUGACAAUUGUUAAGGAAGAGGAAUUGCAGGUUUUGUCUCAGUUCAAGCAAGAAUCAGCUGCUGUCAUAACAAAAGAACGACAACGUUUGAACAUUGACAGAGAUCGUAUGCAGCGUCAACAAAGUCACUUACAGUUAGACAAAGAUCAUUAUGAGAAAGGAGAAGCAUUACUGGAGAAAGAAAUUGAGGACAAAACAAUUGAGUUAAUGACAGCAAAGAAACGAUUUAUUGGACUGAGAGAUGGCAUCAGGGCUGAGAUUGGAGAGUUAGAGGCACAGCUUGUUCUUCUUCGGUCUCGUGAGGCUGAAUAUACGUCAUUAAUUGCUGUAGAAGAUGAAAAAAUUGAUGCUAUCAAGCAGGAAAUGGCAGUUGAGAGAGAAAGACUUGAUAAUCAAAAGGCACAAAUAGAUGAGAAACAAGUGCAGUUAAAUGUUGAAAUGGAUGAACUUUGUGACUCUCAAAAUACAUUUGAGUUAAUGGUAGAAGAGGCUAAAGAGAAGGAAACGAAAUAUGUGUCUGACAUACAGUCGGUUGUGCUUCUUGUUGAGGAUUGUGAAUCACGUGUUCAUCAACUGGUUAGCCAAGGACAGCUGGUAGAGAGAAUUUUGAUGCAGAGAAGAUUGGUGAGGGAGGAAAACGAAGAGUUAAGUAGUCUUUUGGCUGCUGAACGUGACUCAUAUGAACAACUUCAGUCUUUGACAAGCAAGGUAUUGGAUGAACAGGUUCAAGCAUCUAAGCUACGGAAACGACUGAAAGAUGUUGAAGAAUCUUUGCCGGGAAUCCAGGAGGCAAAGAAGCUCGCUGCAGCAGGUCGCAAUUUUAAGGAGGCAAGCCGGUUGGCCAAGGAAGCCACGGCUUUGGGCGAACAACAGCAAACUGUAUCAAGAGAGCUGUCUCAGUUGGAAAAGGUACUGGAAGGAAACGAUGAGACAUUGAGUUCUCUAAGGCUCCAACAUGAUUCUGACAAACAGGAAGUCAGCAGAAAACAGAGAGAGAUAGAUGUGAAGCUAAUGCAGGAGGCUGUAGACAGAGCUGUUGUUCUUCGUCAUCACAUUACAAGGUUUCAGUCUCAUAAAGACCUGUUUUUCUGUUUUAUAUUUGAGUCAGAAGUUAGUCAUUGUGAGGCCAUUGCUCAAGAGUUAAGUGUGAAGCAUGAGCUGGCAGUUCCAGAAUCAUCAUGCCAAUUGGAAGAUGUGUCUGUUGACGAGGGGGGCAAAAACAGUAUUGCAAUGACUGUGAAUGAUGGCUUGUCUUUGGAUCUAGACAAUGAAGAUGAACUUCAAGAGAGAACUGAGGAGAGAAAGGAAUUUGAUGUUACGGCUACUGACAGUAAAGUAAGUGGUGAAGGUCAAACAGGCGGUGAUGGGGUUAGUGAUGAGAACUCUGCUGUCCACGAGAGGAUAGCAGAACUGGAGAAGCAAAUUGAAACGGCUGUAAGGAAUGAAGACUAUGACAAAGCAGCAGCAUUAGAUGAAGAUAUUCAGAAACUAAAAUCAACUCUCUGAAAUGAUGGCAGAUAUUCACUUACGUAACAAUUAAUUGCUGCAAGAACUGAAGUAUGAAACUCAUACUUGUUUUUGCUAGAUUUGAUUUCAUUCUGUUCUGUGAACAAAUUGUAGUUAAUUAAAUUAUCGUAUUUUCCUUGUAAUAUAAUCUAUCACUGAUUCAUGAAG